AUUUUCUCACUUUUCGAAUUUGUAAUCUACAUUUUCUAUCCUUCUUCUUAGUUUGUUCCUUCUCCGUUUCCAUUACGAAUUUGGCUUGCAACACUGGACUAGCCUAGGCUUUAGAGACUCGAAUUCUUUAACGUAAUUUGUUUAUGGAGGUCGAAAAUUAAGGAGGGAAAGUUUGUCUUACGUGAAUCAAUAUGAAAUCGCUGGCUUCAGCCUCAUGGAAAGCCCCUCUGAAGUUCAGGAUGCCGACAGCCGAGAAUUUGAUACCCAUUAGGUUGGACAUCGAAGUCGAUGGGCAGCGGUAUAAAGACGCUUUCACUUGGAACCCUUAUGAUCCAGAUUCAGAGGUGGUGAUGUUUGCAAAAAGGACUGUAAAAGACUUGAAGCUUUCCCCUGGUUUCCUUCCGCAAAUCGUUCAGUCCAUUCAGUCACAGCUUGCUACCUUUCGAUCAUAUGAAGGUCAGGACAUGUAUGUCGGUGACAAGAUCGUUCCAAUUAAGCUUGAUCUUCGAGUCAAUCAUACCAUUAUUCGGGAUCAGUUUUUAUGGGACUUGAACAACUUUGAUAGUGACCCCGAAGAAUUUGCUAGAACUCUCUGCAAAGAUUUAGGCAUUGAAGACCCUGAAGUUGGGCCUGCAAUUUCCUUAGCAAUCAGGGAGCAACUUUAUGAGAUUGCAAUUCAAAAUGUAACUUCAGCAAGAGAGAACAGAUUAAACAAAAAGGGUCGCCGAGCAGCUGAACAUUUCCCUAUCAGUAAAGCUAGUGGUGCUGCAUUGGACCUGAUGAAGUUAUUCAGUUUCAGAUCAAGUGUUGUUCGGAAAAGAAAGGAGUGGGAUAAUUAUAAACCCAUUCUUGACCUUCUAUCGAAUGAAGACGUGGAUGCUCUUGAAGCCAAAGAAGAGAGGAGUGGUCUGUGAGUGAAUAGAUGUAGCGUGUAUAAAGGAUUAAAAUUUGAUGCACUGUUAGAUUAUAAUUUUAUGUGCCAGAAGUGAAUUACAUAUUGACAUAUCAUGAUAAAAUUUUAGAACAAAACUCAUUUUAAUUUAUUUUUAUGAUGUGUCAUCAU
Hibiscus syriacus is the source of this 1063-nucleotide messenger RNA. Its product is annotated as chromatin structure-remodeling complex protein BSH-like. Lineage: Eukaryota; Viridiplantae; Streptophyta; Magnoliopsida; Malvales; Malvaceae. The record is from RefSeq and is a predicted model, not a curated record. Gene Ontology annotation, cellular component: nuclear chromosome; nucleus. Bases 192 to 914 code for a protein of 240 amino acids. Gene Ontology annotation, biological process: regulation of transcription by RNA polymerase II; chromatin remodeling. The transcript is spliced from 10 exons. Gene Ontology annotation, molecular function: transcription coregulator activity.